This is a messenger RNA of Asterias rubens (European starfish), 4569 nucleotides long. RefSeq lists its product as uncharacterized. The transcript is spliced from 3 exons. Gene Ontology annotation, biological process: G protein-coupled receptor signaling pathway; cell surface receptor signaling pathway. The coding region runs from base 573 to 3380 and encodes 935 amino acids. Lineage: Eukaryota; Metazoa; Echinodermata; Asteroidea; Forcipulatida; Asteriidae. Gene Ontology annotation, molecular function: G protein-coupled receptor activity. The record is from RefSeq and is a predicted model, not a curated record. Gene Ontology annotation, cellular component: membrane.
AAAAAAAUCUACAACAUUUUACGCUGCUAUACCGAAUGCACAAUAGCAAAAACAGCGCCCCAACUCCGGAGCAAGGUCUAAUACGUGUGUUCUGUCAGUGAUAGUUUCAUGAUCACCAAUUCCUGUUGAAUGUUCCUUUGCAUCGGGUUGUGUUCUGUCAGUGAUAGUUUCAUGAUCACCAAUUCCUGUUGAAUGUUCCUUUGCAUCGGGUUGUGUUCUGUCAGUGAUAGUUUCAUGAUCACCAAUUCCUGUUGAAUGUUCCUUUGCAUCGGGUUGUGUUCUGUCAGUGAUAGUUUCAUGAUCACCAAUUCCUGUUGAACGUUCCUUUGCAUCGGGUUAACACUACGUGCAGAUGCAAAGUACGUUGGACAGAACUGAAACACAGAGUUGUGUUCAUCAAGACGCACACGGUGUACCAUUAUUGUGAAUGUAUGCCUUUUGUGAUCAAUCUUUUUCAAAAGUUUAGCACGUGAAGUGGAAAUCACUGCCAGUAUAUCCAAGCUUGUUUAUUACAGUCGGUUCAAGUUCAAGUGCAAGUUCUGAGUUGAGACCGUGAGGAGUAGAAGAUCACGAUGCCGUGGUGCAACGUCCUAGCUGUGACAAUUGUCAUCGUCGCGACAACAUUUGCAUCAUCGAAGGUUUUGUCAUCAACAGAUGUUACUUUGACGACAGUUGGGAAUGAAACUACUGCGGUUUGCGACCAGAAACAUUCUUGCGCUAGAAUGGGAUGUACAGCUGGAUCAAAACGCCUCUGCCAAUGUGAUAAUCUGUGUCCAUUUUUCGACGACUGUUGCCAUGACUACAACAGAUCCUGUACACAAGAACCUUUAGACAACAUUGGUGGUUUUGAAAAAAGCAACUUGAGCUGUGUAGGAGAGACUAUUGGUGAUAUAUCAUCAUGGCAACUCGGAUACUGGAUGGUAGCAUCUUGUCCAGAUUCGUUCGACAAUCAUGACAUCGUCACGCAAUGUCAGACGCUCAUCAGUGACAGCAUGGUGUCUAGGAUACCGGUUACCGACAAAACAACUGGUACUCUGUAUCGCAACGUGCACUGUGGCAUCUGUAACGGCGUCAACCUUACAACGCUUACCGCUUGGACGGUACAAAUAGUGCAAUGCAAGCCACGACAUAAAAACAUUUUAAAUUUGAUUCUAAAGGGCACAUCCACAGAAGAGAAGCUCUCAAAUUUAGACGCAUUUUGCCAGUCGAAAGUGCAUCCACCACGCUUGUCAAACCAGUUCCCUGCUCCGAGACCUUGCUUUCCAAAUCUGGAAGCAUCAUGUCGCACACCAGAUCUCCAGUUAGAAUUCGGAGCAGGCUGCGACUCCUACACAGCAGUUGUCCAAAACAGGAAUCUGUUUUACAAGAAUCCGCACUGCUUUAAGUGUAGCUUGGACACUAACAAAGAAGACAGCAUCAAUUGUUCCCAAGACAUUCCAUUCUACAUCAAGGCCAAUCAAGGCAGAAGAACGCGAAUAAGCGGUAACAUGGUUCCUUUAUCAAUAAUCAUGGAUUUUGGUUCGGAGAACACCAUGAAGAUUAUGACACAGAAAACAAUCUUACAGGAGGAGAAAAUGACUUGUCCGCCGCGUCAGGUAUACAACCCUGAUACUGUUUUAUGUCAGCCAUUGAUUUGCCACGCUGGAUUCAAACUUGAGGAUAGUGGAUGCGUGGUGGAUAUCGAUAACAAAUCAGCUACGUGGUGUAACAACACCAUGCGAGAAGUCACGCUCACUAUAACGACUGCUGACUGUGUGGAUGGUGUAGAGAUGGCCAAGACAGCGCAGUGUGUGCGGGAACGUCUUGCAGAGGUAGUUAAUGAUACUGAGAACUGGAUGGCUGAUGGGUACGAUGUUGACUGCCAUGAUCACACAAUACAACUGUUAUCAAUCUGUAGCAGCGAUGACGCAACCCUGCUUAAACUCACACAGAUCCAUUCACUACAGCAUCCAAUCCUUAAUGACAUCAUGGUUGACUGUGAUGUGAGGAAGCUUACAUUCACACAAAAGCACGCAGGGACCAUUAACUGUCACACGCAACAAAUCAAGCAGUUCUCGAUCAAGGAUGGUCUGGUGGAGAUACAUCUUGGGAACUCAAGCAGUCGCUACAACCUGCGAGAUGCUAACAUCAUAACAGAGUACACACUGAUGAGUAGAGCAUCCGAUAAACUGACGACCCUUGAAGUCUGCGUGAAUGCAUCAGCAUUAGCGUCUUGCUCAAUGGUGAAACUCAACGCGUCUUCAUUCACAUUGCUCAGUGAUAACAGCAUUAUCUACCUGCCGACAGGCAAGGAGUAUGGUCCAAACGACUAUCUGAAUCAUAGCGAUGGGAUCCUAGUUUGUUCAACGUUUGAAUCAAACUAUACUCUCUUCAACAAUGUAACCUUCUUCUCCUACUCCGAGACACAAGUUAUCCUUAGCACCACUGGGUCCAUCUUGUCGUUGGUAGCCUGUGCGUUAACAUUCUUCACAUACUGUGUGUUUCCAACGCUGCGCAAUCGCACGAGUAAAGCCAUCAUGAGUCUUGUUGUAGCCCUUUUUAUCUCACAGACAUUGCUGUUGUUCAGUGGAUUAGCGACCAGCCUCUCCGAGCUAUGCGGAGUUAUUGCUGUCAUGGCACAUUACUUCUGGUUGACGGCAUUUUGCUGGAUGAACGUUCUUUCCUUGGAUCUAUUCCAAACAUUUGGCUCGAGAGCUAGACUACAACGACUCCACAGCGACGCAACAACAGUCCUUCUGUAUAUGCUGUACGCAUGGGGAUCACCACUGCUAGUGGUCAUCCCAUGCAUUGCUGUGCAUUUCUGUCGGUGUACAAGUUUCCAAUACGGAAAUAAAUAUGCAUGUUGGAUCAAAGAUGGGCUAACAAACUUGUUAGCCUUUGGUCUGCCUGUAGCAAUAUUGGUAAUCAUUAACAUCAUUCUGUAUUGUAAGACAGUAGCUGGGAUUCGAACCACCAAAAAGGAUGCAGCUGGAAUGCAGGUUACAACCAAAGAGAUAUCUGAGACAAAGAAGAAAGUUCAAGAGUUACUCAUUUACAUCAAGAUUGGUUGUUUGAUGGGCUUCACAUGGGUCUUCUCAUUCGCAGCAGCCUUCAGUCAUCUCGAGGCUCUAUGGUACUUUGUUAUCAUCUUAAACUCCUUACAAGGCGUCUUCAUUUUCUUCUCAUUCAUGUGUAAUGAGCGCGUCUACAAGCUCUGGUGUAAGAAACUGAGCCGAGAGGGAGGCAGAGAUGGGCGGGGCAAACUGAAAAGGGGGCAGAGUGAUGAAGCAGGAACACAAUCUACAUCACUGACUCUCAAGAAGACAAAUACUAUUAAGGAAAGGUUGGGUAGUAAGAGCUUGCUGGAGACAAAAAAAGUUCACGAAAAAAGUUCAGAAUAAAUUUCUUGCUACCCAAAAUUGCUGGACAAAAUUUUCUCUUGAAGAACCUACAACACUCAACUGACUGUCACAAGAUUCAAAAUUUACAACCUUUAGUGAUAUUACUUCUUAUCAACAAGAAAAAUACUUUUGACCAAAGUAAGAACCUAAAUAUUCCACGGUAGUAAGAACCUAAAUACUCCAUGGUAGUAAGAACCUAACCAGGGUAGUAUGAACCUAAAUACUCGACGGUAGUAACAACCUUACCCAACCACGGUAGUAAGAACUUAAAUGUUCCAUGGUAUUAAAAACCUUACCAAGUAAUAAGAACUUAAAUAUUCCAUGGCAUGCAUGGUAGUAAGAACUUAACCACAUAAGAACCUUCAUAUUCCCAGUAGAAAGAACCUACAUGUAACCAAAUAGUAAGAACCUAAAUAUUCCACGGUAGUAAGAACCUACCCACCUCAGGUUGUAAGAACCUAACCACCACAGGUAGUAAGAACCUAACCACGGUAGUAAGAACUUAAUAUUCCUCGGAGGUAAGAACCUAACCAGGGUAGAAAGAACCUUAAAAUUCCACUGUAGUGAGAACCUAACCACGGUAGUAAGAACCUUAAUAUUCCACUGAAGUAUGAACCUAACCACGGUAGUAAGAACCUACGUAAAUGUAACCACAGGAGUAAGAACCUUAAUAUUCCCAAGAGAAAGAUCCUAAAUACUCCACGAUAGUAAGAACCUAUACUCCACUGUCUACAAAAUAGUGAUAUCAUGUGGUAAAUGCAUCUACACAGUGCACAGUCAACCCUCCUAUUGUCUGACCAUUCAAGAUCAAGUCCACUGUGGUUUUGAAUGAUUGAUGCUAAAUGCCAGCCUACAAAAGUACAAACUCAACCCUCCUACUUUUGACCAUUCAAUACUAAAAAAAAACUAUGCCACCCUGAAGUGCAAGUCCAGCCUUAGUCACAUUAAACCAAAACAGCUACAACCGCCAAAACGCACCCUGUAAUAUUUUUGUUACCAUUUGGUGAACUCAACUACAUGUUGACAUGUACGGUGUCAUACAGUUACGGUGUCCCACAGUUAGUUGUAUCUGUUGUGUGCAACCGUACACAACUGGUGCAGUUUAAUAGCGUUAAUAAAGGCACUGGACACGUUUGGUAUUUGUCAAAGACCAGUGUUCUCACUUGGCGUAUACCAACAAAUAUGCAUA